AAGCACAAUAACUUUUUACCUCUAUUGUUCAAGUAGACACAUACAGAUUUUAACAAGUUUAUUAUGGCUGGUAAAUUCACAAAAUAGAGAAGAAGCAUCAUAUAUCGUAAAACAUGGGUAUAUGGCUUGAUCAUCUUUUCAUGUGUGCUCGUUUUGAUGGUUCUUUUUCUCCUUUCUAUAUGCUUGAUUGUUGGAUUCUUAUCAUUCGCUCCAAACCCCCUCCCUCAACCUCCACUUAUGCCACUGACCCCAUCGCCAAAAAUGAAAACGUUCUGGCAGAUCUCGGCUUCGACUUUAACGAUGAAGAAUUCGAUGAAGAGAUAAUUGAAGAGGAAGAAACAAACUCACAACAACAGCCAGUACCUACUUCUGCAGAUGACGACAGUAUGGGACAAGAAAAUGAUAUCGAUAAUACUGCCCUUGCCGCCAGAGCAGAACUAUUAGAACCAGAGGAGCAACAACAAAAACUAACAACGGCAGCAACAGCUUUGGACAAGGAAGAUGACUUUAUUGAAACAGAGGCCAUCCCGACGGACGAAUUCCCAACCAGUACAGCAACAACAUCGGCCUUUAUGGCACCUUCUGGCUUAAUCAGAAAUGGAACAGAAGAACGACCGCUAGAGGACGACAUGGACGAUGAGUUAUUGGCGGAUGAGAAUAUCACACCAGUCGAGCGUGUUUAUGCAUUUAAACGAAACGAUGCUCUAUUGAAUCGUCUUUUAUUAGCCAAGGAAAUAUCGAAUGCUUUACAAGACAUGGAAAUUUCCAAGGCCCUCACAGACGUUUUACCCAUCAUGUAUGAAUUGUCGCGUGAUACAGAUGAUACAGUAAAGGAAACUUUUGCAAGUGAACUCGAUCAGUGUUUACUCUAUUUUUACAAGAAUGCACCUCAUACAUUUGCUACUUCAGAAAAGAGUUUUGGGCCCUUGUUGAUUCGUCUGUUGUUGGAUCAAAGUUCAGGCGUUGCUUCAUUAGGGCAGCAGGCGAUAGUAUCUGUUACGACAGAAUUACAUCAGCUGGCAUCAACCACCGACGACGAACAGCAUCUGUAUCAGCAAGUGAUCGACUCAGAGAUCUUUAAAAAUGUGAUAGGAGGACUCACGGCUAUCAUUGACGGUAGAAAAAAAACUCCUCGAUUAGAGGAUGUGCAGGAAGAAGAACUAAAUCAACGGCGCAAAGAUGAAGAAGAGGACGCAAAAAUGACGGAAGCCUCAACAACGAAUAGCAAUAAAAGAGAGGACAAUUAUAAGGAUCGUUUGCCAGUCAACAGGCAGCAACACGAGCAACGCAGAAGAUCAUCUGCUACACCUGGUUUUGAGAGUUCCCUGAACAUUCAUCAUGCAUCCUCUCCGUCAGAGGAUGACCUGGAUCAAGGGGAAAUCAGUCUAGCCAAAAUUACAUGUAUUUCUUUAAUAUCAACGAUUGCGGGAACAUUUGACACUGCAAAAUGCACAGAGGAGUGUUUACCUAUUAUCGAACAAUUAGCCUCAGAUCCAUUAUUUUAUGUUAGAAAAGAGGCUGCUACAGCUAUUGGCAGUCUUUCCCAGGUUGUGGACACGAAAACAGCAGAAGAGAGGCUGCUUCCACUCUUCCGUCAUUUUUGUGAAGAUCAAAUCUGGCAUGUUCGCAGAUCUUGUAUCCUCAGCUUGCCAUCACUCUGCGGUGUUCUGUCUGAGAGGGCCAAAACAGACCUUACUGUCUAUUGCCUCGAGCUUUUCACAGAAGAUGUAUCACGCAACGUUCGUAGCGCUUUAGCCGAUAUUGUAGGUGAGCUCGUGGCUAAGUUCCUACCCGAAGACUGGGAACAGACAGGACAACCGGGAAAAUUACCUGAGCCGUUGUUACAGUACUUUUUAUCUCUGGGUUCUUCCCAUGGUACCAACGCGACUUCUUCUUUCAAUAGCGGUCAUGCCUACAGCAGCAUCAAUGGCAGCGGUACCAGCACUGGCUACAGCAGCAGUCAAAUGUUGAAACUGGAAGUCGACCGUGCUUACAUUUGCGCCUACAACUUUCCCGUGGUCGUUCUGACCGCGGGUGCCGAUUACUGGAAUAGUCAUCUGCGCGACACCUAUCUCAAUCUGACAAAGGAUUAUCAAAUCAAAGUACGUGUUACAUUUGCUCACUCCCUCCAUGAUAUUGCCCGUAUCAUCGGUCCGGAAAAUACAGAGCGCGACUUGGUGCAGAUUUUCGCUCUGUAUCUCAUGGACCUGGACGAUGUCAAACAAGGCGUGUUGGAACAUUUGGCCGAUUUUUUGGGCACGCUGACCACCGCUUCACGAAACGAAUAUAUCCCUAUUCUGGCAGAGGUGUGGGACGGUGUGUCUACCAAUUGGCAUUUGCGAAACAUUCUGGCUGGGCAGUUGAUGGAUAUUGCCAUGUUAUUUGACGCCUCUCGUGUGGUGGACCAUGUGCUACCCUUGGUUGUCCGCGCAUGUCAUGAUGAGUUUGCUGCUGUGCGCGAGACUGGCGUCAAAGUGUUCCCGGUCGUGUUGGAUGUCGUAAAGCAUGCUGUAGAAGAGGAUGGGGAGUCGCUAUCACAAGCGGAUGGCUAUGGUGAUGAUAUAACAGAAAACAAGAGAAACUAUGCCCUGGCUUUGCUGAGCCAUGUCAUGGAACGGCUGGAUGAGUUUGCUAGGUCUGAAAAUUACCGUGGAAGGCUCGUCUUUGCUCAAAUCUGUAAGGCAUUGAUAGAAGCAGGUAUAGGCGCGUCGGAUUUUGCCUCUUUCUUCCUCCCCCGUUUGGCUCCCUUGGCCCAUGAUCCGGUGGUGAAUGUACGUAUUGCCGCAUCGCGUACGAUUGGAACAAUCUAUACCAAUGAACCGUUCUGUUGUGAAUUGAGUGCUAUUGCUGCUCCCUCAAGACAAGCCAAUCAGUCAGUAGAGUCAGCGCACGCUUUAGAGCAAAUGACCUAUCGAUUUGCUUUGGACAAGGACAGAGAUGUGAGGUCUUUUGUGAUGGGUUUUGUGAACAAAGACAUACUGGAAAAACAGCGUGAGAAGGAACUAAAAGCAGCCAAUACAAUAGAAAAGCUAGUGCAGAGUAAUAAAAUACAGCUUAAAAAACCACAGUCUUCGUUACCACAGCAGCAGCAGCAGCAGCAGCAGCAGCAACUGCUGCGAUCAGAUACACAGGAAGAGGAUACACAUGGCGAACAGCAAGCUAGCAUGGACGUUCAAGAGGAAGCGACAAACGAUAGUAUCAAAACAGAGACAGAGGAUAUAGUGAUAGACAAUGACUUUGAAGAAUUCGAGAUCGAGAAGGAAGAGAAAGAAAAGGGUAUCAUGGCUGCUACAGCUGAUCAGCCUACUGAUUUAGAUGAGAAGAAUAAAAUGUGCCUAGACACUACAGUUAUAGAAGACGAAGACAACCCUAUGCAAGACAUAGUGCAGACAUCUCCGCAGCAGCAGCAGCAGCAGCAGCAGCAACCGAACGACGGAUUGACAUCCGAUACUGAGCCUAUGGAAGUAAGGAACACUACGGACAUGAAACCUUCUGCUGCCAUCAAAGUUGCUACAAGCAAGCCUACCACUACCCUUACGUCCCCCAAUUUCACUACAGCAGAUACCGAUGAUACCUUAACAACAGUUGCAGCAACAAGCAACGUUGAGAAUAAUAGCUCCUCUUCUUCAACUGAAGAUGAAGACGAAAUUAUGUCAGAUGCUGAGCCUACCUUGACAGACAUCACCGAGGGUACCUCUACGUCAGCGGCGAAAAUUGUAGAGACAGCACUUAAGGACAAAGAAGAAGAAAAGGAUCAAGCGUAAAGAGACCCAUGGUCCAUUGAAAAAUGUGAGGCGGUAGAACACUAUUCCUUUUUUUUUUUUUUUCCUAUUUAUGUAUAUGCUGAAACGAUGAAA
Molecule: messenger RNA, 3857 nt
Organism: Mycotypha africana
Lineage: Eukaryota; Fungi; Mucoromycota; Mucoromycetes; Mucorales; Mycotyphaceae
Product: armadillo-type protein
Exons: 6
Coding region: 114-3764 (1216 amino acids)
Biological process (GO): protein dephosphorylation
Molecular function (GO): protein phosphatase regulator activity
Source: RefSeq, a predicted model, not a curated record